Molecule: messenger RNA, 1741 nt
Organism: Cuscuta epithymum
Lineage: Eukaryota; Viridiplantae; Streptophyta; Magnoliopsida; Solanales; Convolvulaceae
Source: the annotation of a GenBank genome assembly
AAACACGAGGACAACAGAAUCAGAAAAACCUGUCCACAGGUAGGUAGAGAUUAGAGAAUGGGGAGUGACGAAAAGAGAGGAAGCUAUGGAGCUCACAUACUUGCAGUUCCAUAUCCAAGCCAAGGCCACAUUAAUCCCAUGCUCCAGUUCUGCAAGCGUCUCGUCUCCAAAGGUCAAAAAGCCACCAUAGCCAUCACCACGUUUCUGUCCAACUCCCUCAAACCGGUUUCCGACACCGUCGGGAUCGACACGUUCUCCGACGGCUGCGACGAAUCCGGAUUCGCGCAGGCCGCCGACGCCGACGACUACCUGAACCGGCUCGUGGUGACCGGUUCGAAGACCCUGGACGAACUGAUCCAGAAGUACCAAAACUCCGGUUCUCCGAUCGACUGUGUCGUUUAUGACUCGUUUCUGCCCUGGGCGGCGGAAGUGGCUAAGAAAUAUGAGGGAUUGUAUUCGGCUAGCUUUUUUACCCAGGCAUGUUCAGUGACUUAUGUGUACUAUGCCGUGAACCAUGGGAUGUUGCCGGUGCCGGUGACUUCGACGCCGGUGAGACUUCCGGGUCUGCUGCCGCUGGAGCUGCCGGACAUGCCAUCAUUCAUUUACCAGUACGGAUCUCGUCCCGCUUAUUUUAAGCUUCUGAUGCAGCAGUUUCUGAAUCUGGAAAAGGCGGAUUUUGUUCUUAUUAACUCGUUCCUCAGCUUGGAGGCAGAGGUAUUGGAAGCAAUGUCCAAAACGACUCAAUUUCUCACUAUUGGGCCGACAAUCCCAUCUUUCUACUUAGACAACCGGGUCGAAAACGACACCGACUAUGGGCUCAACUUAUUUCCCUUGGACCCGUCAACGAGCUGCGUUGACUGGCUAAACACCAAACCCGAAGGAUCAGUCAUUUACGUUUCAUUCGGAAGCAUGGCCGACCUAGACGAAAAACAGAUGGAAGAGCUUGCAUGGGGCUUAAAGAACAGCAACAUUCCCUUCCUAUGGGUGGUCAGGCGCUCCGAAGAGUCAAAGCUGCCGAAAGGGUUCAUCGACGGUGAGCUGGUCGUGGGCCGAGGCGGGGCAGACCAGGCCACGGCGUCGGGCCUGGUCGUGAACUGGUGCCCUCAGCUAAAAGUGCUGGCGAAUAAAGCCGUGGGGUGUUUCUUCACUCACGGGGGGUGGAACUCGACCAUUGAAGCUUUGAGCAUAGGGGUGCCGAUGGUGGUCAUGCCGCAGUGGACGGACCAGACGAUGAACGCCAAGCUAGUGGUUGACAUGUGGAAGGUUGGGAGAAGGGUUAGGGUUGGGGAGGAUGGGUUGGUCAGUAGAGAAGAAGUAGAGGGCUGUGUUAGGGAGGUGUUGGACGAGGUAAAGGGUAAGGAAAUGAAGGAAAAUGCUGUGAAGUGGAGUCGUUUGGCUAAGGAGGCACUGAGUGAAGGUGGGACUUCUGAUCAAGUUAUUGAACAAUUCUUAUCAGCAUUGACGACCACAUAUUAGCUUUUUUUUUUGCAUUUUUUAUCUUUGUGUGGCAUAUAUAUAUAUAUAUGUGCUUUGCAUGCAUUAUUUAUGUGUAAUUAUUGUUUGAGAAGAAUAAGAAUUGCUUAAUGUAGAAGCAAAACAUUGACAAGUUCAAAAAUAAAACGAAGCAAGUUUUAUUUCAUAGUGAUUGAAAUGAAUAUGGUUGUGAUACAACUGUUAAGCCAGUUUUAUUUUGAAUACGCCAUUAUUGAACAUAGUUGUGGAGUACAUUAUUGCUUUGAUU